This is a messenger RNA of Lemur catta (Ring-tailed lemur), 883 nucleotides long. RefSeq names its product trehalase-like. Gene Ontology annotation, molecular function: alpha,alpha-trehalase activity. Gene Ontology annotation, biological process: trehalose catabolic process. NCBI's taxonomy places the organism in Eukaryota, Metazoa, Chordata, Mammalia, Primates, Lemuridae. The transcript has 7 exons. The record is from RefSeq and is a predicted model, not a curated record. The coding region runs from base 1 to 699 and encodes 232 amino acids.
AUGCACCCUCCACACCCUUUCUGCAAAAACAGCUGCCAUGUGCAGAAAUGCAGAAACCUGCAAAGUCUGAGAAGAGCACUCUCCUCCUCCUCCCCUCACCGCAAACCCAUGCCCCUUUUGCCCUCUGGGGUCUCCCCUGCCCAGGGAUGGCCAGACAGUGCUGCCCCAGGGAACGACUCCCAGGCCAGGAAGUACAGGACCUUGCGGGAACAGCGCUUGGACACCCUGAGCGCCGUCCUGUGGGAUGAGGACAGUGGUGCCUGGUUCGACUACGACCUGGAGACCGGGAAGAAGAACCAGGAGUUUUACCCAUCCAACCUCACUCCGCUCUGGGCCGGCUGCUUCUCUGACCCUGGCGUCGCAGACAAGGCCCUGAAAUACCUGGAGGACAGCCAAAUCCUGACCUACCAGUAUGGGAUCCCGACCUCUCUCCAGCAGACAGGCCAGCAGUGGGACUUCCCCAACGCCUGGGCCCCCCUGCAGGACGUGGUCAUCAGAGGCCUGGCCAAGUCGUCUUCACCUCGGGCCCAGGAAGUGGCUUUCCAGCUGGCCCAGACUGGAUCCGAACCAACUUUGAUGUCUACUCCCAGACGUCAGCCAUGUAUGAGAAGUAUGACAUCAGCAACGGUGGACAGCCCGGUGGUGGAGGGGAGUAUGAAGUUCAGGAGGGGUUUGGCUGGACCAAUGGAGUGGUCCUGAUGCUCCUGGACCGCUAUGGUGACCGGCUGACCUCGGGAGCCCAGCUGGCUUUCCUGGAGCCCCGCUGCCUGGUGGCUGCCCUUCUGCUAAACUUCCUGGUCAGCCUCCUGCCACGGUGACAGCCCCACCACCCUGCCUGCCCUCCCCACACCUGGCCCCUCCUCCUGCCCCAUUAAACACCAGU